This is a messenger RNA of Xyrauchen texanus (razorback sucker), 2006 nucleotides long. RefSeq names its product deoxynucleoside triphosphate triphosphohydrolase SAMHD1-like. Gene Ontology annotation, cellular component: nucleus. The record is from RefSeq and is a predicted model, not a curated record. Lineage: Eukaryota; Metazoa; Chordata; Actinopteri; Cypriniformes; Catostomidae. The transcript has 17 exons. Gene Ontology annotation, biological process: dGTP catabolic process. Gene Ontology annotation, molecular function: dGTPase activity. Bases 1 to 1581 code for a protein of 526 amino acids.
AUGGCAGUCAGCGAGGUGUCAGCCUCAGGCUGGGUGACCACACCCAAUGGUGGAAGCCCAGUCAAGUCCUCAGUGUCCGACAACGGCAACCAGCUCUGCGAUGCUGCGAUCGACAACUCAACCUCCUCGCCUGACGACUCAUCAGCAAGAUUUCAAAAGCUGCCCCCCAGACGGCUGAACCAACCCUUACAAGACAAGAUUUUCAAUGACCCCAUUCAUGGUUCAAUUGAGCUUCAUCCUCUGCUGGUGAAGAUUAUUGAUACUCCUCAGUUUCAGAGACUCCGUCAUAUAAAACAACUGGGAGCAGGAUACUGGGUCUAUCCUGGAGCAUCACAUAAUCGCUUUGAACACUCCAUCGGGGUGGCACAUUUAGCGGAACGUCUGGUUAAGAGAUUCCAAGAGAAACAGCCAGAGCUCAACAUCACCAAUCGAGACAGCUUGUGUGUCCAAAUUGCUGGACUGUGCCAUGAUUUAGGUCACGGUCCAUUCUCUCAUUUGUAUGAUAACAUGUUCAUCCCAGAAGUCCAGCCCGGCUCCAAGUGGAAGCAUGAGGAUGCCUCAUUUGACAUGUUUGAGCUCAUUGUAGAAGAGAAUGGACUAAGAGAUGAGAUGAAAAAAUAUGACAUGAAACCAGAUGAAGACCUUAAGUUUAUUAAGGAUUUGAUUCUUGGGGUGAAUACUUCAGCAAAAGAGUGGCAAGGGACCAGGCCAAAAAAUAGGACUUUCCUGUACGAGAUUGUAUCAAAUAAACGGAACGGCGUUGAUGUGGACAAAUGGGACUAUUUUGCACGAGACUGUCAUCAUCUUGGCAUUUCUAAGAGCUUUGACCAUGAACGCCUGCUGAAGCUUACACGUGUGUGUGAGGUGGACAUAGAAGAAAUUCAAGAGCGAAGGCUGUUGAUUUGCUUCAGGGACAAGGAGGCAGAUAACAUUUACGACAUGUUUCGCACUCGAUACACUCUGCAUCGCCAGGCGUACCAGCACAAGACUGUCAAUAUAAUUGAAAUCAUGAUUAAAGAAGCCCUCUUAUUAGCCGAUGACCACUACAAGAUCUCAGCAGCCAAAGACAACAUGCCCGAGUACACCAAACUCACAGAUGCUAUUUUGGAGAAGAUCUCUCACACCGACAUUAAAUCCCUCCAACUUGAUAAAACUGAGAAAAAGAAACUUCGGGAUGCCAAAAAGAAAGUGGAGAAAAUUGACAGAAGAGACCUUCCAAAGUUUGUUGGCGAGGCCAGACUCAAAGGGGAAAAAAUGUCACUGAAUAUACUUAAGGACAAAUGGGUUAAAGCCAUGGAAAAGACAAAGGAAGAUGCUGUUGAUCCUGAUGAUUAUGUGGUUGAUGUGGUUCAUAUGGAUCAUGGCAUGAAGGGUAAAAACCCCAUUGAGAAUGUGUUCUUCUACAGUAAGUGGAAUCCCAAUGAAGCAUUCAAGAUGGACAAGAAAAAGAUGUCCAGUUUCCUUCCUGUGCAAUUCUAUGAACAGCUUGUGAGAGUGUACUAUCGCGGCACACUAACUGAUGAUAUAAAUACAGCUAAGGAGUGCUUUAAGAACUGGAGUGAAAGCAACUUUGGACUCUAAUAAUGAGGAUACGUCCCCAGAAGAGCAAAACUCCUAAUGUGAAGAUCGGCAUCCUCAUGAUAGAAAUAUUUAUUAGAAGAAGCAACUGAAUGAAAGACACACUAGUGCUAACACCACAUAACUUAGAUAAGUUUUAUACUGUAGAUGUAUCAUCAUAUUAGCACAGGAAGAGUGUUUAAUGCUUGAUUUAUGUAAUAGGGAAUAAUGUUGGGCUCAGGUGUGUUUUUCGAAUAGUACUGUGUGAUAUCUUGGGAUUUAAAAAAGAAACUGCACCUAUUUCCUGUCCUGUUCUAUAAAAAGAAAUGAAAGACAAAUAAAGGGAAAGUAAAAUAUUCCUUUUCUAUUGGUGGUUGAUUUCUUCUCAUUUGCUAUUAAAUGUCUUUAAAGGUUUUAGUCACAGUGAAACGAAAUAAAGCUUUCUCCAU